Drosophila takahashii is the source of this 2323-nucleotide messenger RNA. RefSeq names its product Rad, Gem/Kir family member 3 (gene Rgk3). Gene Ontology annotation, cellular component: plasma membrane. Lineage: Eukaryota; Metazoa; Arthropoda; Insecta; Diptera; Drosophilidae. Gene Ontology annotation, molecular function: calcium channel regulator activity; GTP binding; GTPase activity. The record is from RefSeq and is a predicted model, not a curated record.
UCGCACGGAUCGGAUGUGAAAAGCGGUUGGAAAAUCGCCAGGCGCUCAACGUAUCGUUUCGUUUUGAAUUGGAAAACCCGCGUUUGGAAAACCCCAGAGCAAGAAAAUAAUCAAAAUAAUAUUAUAUACCGACUAUAGCUAGCCAAUGUGUGUAUCUGCGGUGGAAAAACACAAGUUUUAUGAUAGAAAAUAUCUGAAAGAAGCGAAAUAAUUGUGUGCGUUUCGGUUUCUGUUUCGGCUUCACUUCACAUUAUCUAAAAAUAACGGAAAACAAGGAAAAAGAAAGUGAACAAGUGCAAAAAAUUAUCUCGCUAUAUAUAAAGUGGGCCGCCGGCGCAGUAUUAUUAUUUGUUUUAUACAAAUUAUCGAUCAAAUACAUAAGUAGUGCCCCCAACCCAGAUAGCAUAAACUUUCUGGAUGGAUGUUCGAGUUUGGUGACCGACCCGCAACGAGGACUCUGCCAUUUCCCACCUGAGGGGAUAGUCAAAGGUGCCAACGGCCCGAAGGAAAGAGUGCACCACAAACAAUCACACACCAUCUAAAACUCAGAUUAUGAAUUAUGCAACAAAGCAUCCACAGCAGCAACAUAGAGCCACUAGAACCACAGCACGAACUGCUUAAUGCACAAAAGUAGAGACCCCUAGACUUGGCCAAAUUCGUUUCGGAAAAGUGCCGAAACAGAGCAAAAAGCCGCAGACCAGAAGUCACCCGAAAUUUCCCAGGAGGCCACUGUCGCCGGCAAACAAAGGAGACCUAAGACCAAAUAUUCGCCAUGGUGGACGACAUCUCCCCGAUGCAUCAUCGGAUGCAGAAGAAGACGAGGAGCGCCUCCAUUUGUGCCACGGGCGCCAGCAUCGAGACGGUCAUCCAUGGGAUGCCGGGCGCCUCCGGAAGUGCCACGCCCGAGGGCGGUACGCCCGGCUACCGCCGACGACGGCCGGCCACGCGCUCCCAGAGCGCCCGCAUCACCUCCGGCGCCAGAUCGGUCCGCCAGAAGACGAAGGCGCAGCAGCAGCAGCAGCAACAGCAGCACACGCUCCAGGAGACCAGGAGCUACUGCACCAGCGAGCCCCGGCUGAGCGAGACGGAGACGCCUCCGCAGCGCCGUAAGCUAUCGCAGCGGAGGCCACAGCCUCACGCACACAGAAAAUCGAACGCCUUCCUGGACGUGCCCACCAUGAACAUGCAUCACCUGCGCGUCAACGACGACGACGAGGAUGUGGACCGAUUGCGCACUUUCAGUGCCUCGAAAGGGGGUAUCAUUAAUCGAGGUGACUCGUUUCGCCGCCGACGCUCGAGGAGCAACAGCCUGGCGCCCUCCAGUCCCAUGCACGCGCGGAACGGCGGGGGCGGACUGGUGGGCAUGGCCGGUGGCGGGAGCAGCCUGGGACUGGGUUGCGGGUACAAUGGCGGCAGCAGCAGCAACGGAUUCGGAAAUGCCAGUGCCCAGGAGAACCAUCAGCCGGUGGAGUUCUAUCGCGUGGAAAUGCUCGGAUCGGCGGGCGUGGGCAAACAGGCUCUGGUUUCGCAGUUUCGCACCUCGGACUGCAUCAAUGCCUACGAUGGACCAGAAUGCGACGAGGCCGAGCAGAACGUCUCAAUCAUCCUGAAUGGCACCGAGUCGGAGCUAAAAUUCCUCACUGGCAAUCCGGACAGCAAGGACGAACUGGAGCAGGCGGAUGCCUUUCUGGUGGUCUACUCCUGCAUUGACAAGGAGUCCUUCACGCGGGCCAAGCAGAUACUAUCGCGGCUGCAGGACAUGGACCUGCUGCGCCACCGCCCCACCAUCCUGGUGGCCAACAAAAUUGAUUUGGCCCGCUCACGCGCCGUUUCCGCCCAGGAUGGCAAAUGUGUGGCCUGCACUUUCGGAGCCAAGUUUAUCGAGGUCUCCGUGGGCAUCAAUCACAACUGCGACGAGCUCCUGGCCGGCACGCUCACCCAGAUUCGGCUGAAGAAGGACCAGGUUCAGCUGCAGCUUAAUCCGAAAAAAUCAAAAGAUAAAAGCAAAUUUAGAGAAAAUACAAACGUAGAGACUGUAGAAACUGAUAAAUGUCUGACUGAUCUUAGAGCCGUCGAAGGGGGGCCGAGGGAUGCCAAUUCGCCGGCGCACUGGUACAAGAGCCGCAGCGUGAUGCUGGCUAGCAUGAAGGCCCGCCAGAUGCUCACCUGGAUCCUGGGCAAGGAGGACUCCAAGUUCAAGCACUGCGAGAACCUGCAGGUGCUCUAAAAUCAAAAGCAAAAGCAGAGAGCAACCAAAACCAUAAGUCUAUAUACUUAGCGACUAAGUGUGUCGAUAUGUGAAUAUAUGUGUGUAUAACCAGCA